Rhinopithecus roxellana (golden snub-nosed monkey) is the source of this 1295-nucleotide messenger RNA. RefSeq names its product chromosome 10 C12orf65 homolog (gene MTRFR). The record is from RefSeq and is a predicted model, not a curated record. The transcript is spliced from 4 exons. Lineage: Eukaryota; Metazoa; Chordata; Mammalia; Primates; Cercopithecidae. Bases 266 to 775 code for a protein of 169 amino acids. Gene Ontology annotation, molecular function: translation release factor activity. Gene Ontology annotation, cellular component: mitochondrion. Gene Ontology annotation, biological process: translational termination.
GAGGGAAACCGCGAUCAGAGUACGGCGCGUGCGCAGAUCAGGGAUCGCGAUUGCGAGUCCUCUGCUGCGGUGAUUCGGGUUCCUCUAGAACGUUGAGGGCACAAGUCGGGUCCUGAGACCAGGUAAAUCAGGGAUUUCUUCUUGGUUUGGAUCCAUUGCUGGUGAACUAGUGCGUUUUUUGGGGAGUGUUGAAGAGUCUUGUUUUGUCGUAUUACCGGGGUUUUUUUCUGGAUCCUUCUCAUUUGGGUCCUCAGCCAGCAGAGCCAUGUGCCCCAUGAGCACCGCAGGUUUAUUUCAUUUUCCUACAUCACUGACCCGAAUAUGCCGGCCGCCAUGGGGACUCCGGCUUUGGGAGAAGCUGACGUUGUUAUCCCCAGAAACAGCUGUCACUCCGGUCCAGAUGGCAGGCAAGAAGGACUACCCUACACUGCUUUCCUUGGAUGAGAAUGAGCUCGAAGAGCAGUUUGUGAAAGGACACGGUCCAGGGGGCCAGGCAACUAACAAAACCAGCAACUGUGUGGUGCUGAAGCACAUCCCCUCGGGCAUCGUUGUAAAGUGCCAUCAGACAAGAUCAGUUGAUCAGAACAGAAAGCUAGCUCGAAAAAUCCUACAAGAGAAAGUAGAUGUUUUCUACAAUGGUGAAAACAGUCCUGUUCACAAAGAAAAACAAGAAGCAGCGAAGAAAAAACAAGAAAGGAAAAAAAGAGCAAAGGAGACCCUGGAAAAAAAGAAGCUACUGAAAGAACUGUGGGAGUCAAGUAAAAAGGUCCACUGAGAAAAGAAUUACAGAUUCCAACUGACAGAAUCUGCCAGAAGCUCCCAGGGAAUAAUGGCGGUGAGUUCCAUCACCAGCAUUAUUACAGUGCUUCAAAAGAAGUAUUUUUGAUGAACUUAAAAGACAAUAAAGUUAUUUAAAUGGUGCACUAAACUAUAGUGAACAGAGACAUGCAUGACUCAAGAAUAAAACUCGGCAGGCGCGGUGGACAGUGCCUCACACCUGUAAUCCCAGCACUUCGGGAGGCCGAGGCGGGCAGAUCACCUGAGGUCAGCAGUUUGAGAGCAGUCUGGCCAACAUGGUGAAACCCCGUCUCCACUAAAAAUACAAAAACUUAGCCAGGCAUGGUGGUGGGCGCCUGUAAUCCCAGCUACUUAGGAGGCUGAGGCAGGAGAAUUGCUUGAACCUGGGAGGCGGAGGUUGCAGUGAGCUGAGAUUGCGCCACUGCACUCCAGCCUGGGCAACACCUGGGUGAUAGAGCAAGACUCCAUCUCAAAAAAAUAAAUACAUAAAACUAGGU